Hemibagrus wyckioides is the source of this 4612-nucleotide messenger RNA. It is a transcript of the gene atp2a2b, whose product is annotated as ATPase sarcoplasmic/endoplasmic reticulum Ca2+ transporting 2b. Gene Ontology annotation, biological process: calcium ion transmembrane transport; intracellular calcium ion homeostasis. Lineage: Eukaryota; Metazoa; Chordata; Actinopteri; Siluriformes; Bagridae. The coding region runs from base 465 to 3590 and encodes 1041 amino acids. The record is from RefSeq and is a predicted model, not a curated record. The transcript has 20 exons. Gene Ontology annotation, molecular function: ATP hydrolysis activity; ATP binding; P-type calcium transporter activity. Gene Ontology annotation, cellular component: membrane.
AUAUGCGGCUCAGUCGACAAGCAGAAGUGUGAGCGGCGCGCGCUGAUGGUAGUAGCCGGUAUUUUGCUGCUCCUAGGAAUGAGCUGAAGAUUUAUUUUUUUUAUUCGUGACGGCAGCUCAUCAUAUAUAUAGUUUAUGUGCGCGUCUAACAACGUUUUGACAGUCUAAAUGAAUUCGCUGUAGGUCCACGCGCUUUUGACACCGGUUCGGCUAAAACUUAUCGUGCUGCGGUGAAGUAACGUUAGCUUAGCAUAUCAUAUAGCAUAGCCGGGUUACAGUUAUCGGCGUGUGUGUGCGCGCGCGCUGCACUGGACUCUUAUAGCUAGAACUGCUAAUUUACUUUAGGAUCACUGGCUUUUUUUUUUAAACUGCUGUAACGUGUUACGUUGUCGCGCCUUUUCACCGAGGAUUAAAAGAUAAAAUUAGAUUAUAAUAAUUAUUUUUUUUAAAGCCGGCCGUCCAUUAUGGAGAACGCUCACACCAAAACGGUGGAAGAGGUUUACAGCUAUUUCAGCGUGAAUGAAAGUACCGGACUCGGCCUCGACCAAGUGAAAAGACAGCGAGAGAAAUGGGGACCGAACGAAUUGCCAGCAGAAGAAGGUAAAUCACUGUGGGUGUUGGUGAUCGAGCAGUUCGAGGACCUCUUAGUCAGGAUUCUUCUUCUAGCAGCAUGUAUAUCAUUUGUACUGGCCUGGUUUGAAGAAGGAGAAGAGACCAUUACAGCUUUUGUGGAGCCUUUUGUAAUACUGUUGAUUCUUAUAGCCAACGCCAUCGUAGGGGUCUGGCAGGAGCGAAAUGCCGAAAAUGCCAUCGAGGCCCUCAAGGAAUACGAGCCCGAGAUGGGAAAAGUGUAUCGACAGGACAGGAAGAGCGUGCAGAGGAUCAAAGCCAGAGACAUUGUUCCAGGAGAUAUUGUGGAAGUGGCCGUGGGUGACAAAGUUCCUGCCGAUAUCCGCCUAACCUCCAUCAAAUCCACAACGCUUAGAGUGGACCAGUCCAUUCUGACAGGAGAGUCUGUAUCAGUCAUCAAACACACAGACCCAGUCCCUGACCCUCGGGCUGUGAACCAGGACAAGAAGAACAUGCUGUUCUCCGGCACUAACAUUGCGGCCGGUAAGGCUGUGGGUGUCGUGGUGGCCACGGGUGUGAACACCGAGAUCGGUAAGAUCCGUGACGAAAUGGCCUCCACGGAGCAAGAACGGACACCGCUGCAGCAAAAGCUGGACGAGUUCGGAGAACAGCUCUCCAAAGUCAUCUCGCUCAUCUGCAUCGCCGUGUGGAUCAUCAACAUUGGUCACUUUAAUGACCCGGUGCACGGUGGCUCUUGGAUCCGUGGUGCUGUCUACUACUUUAAGAUUGCCGUGGCUCUGGCCGUAGCCGCCAUCCCUGAAGGGCUUCCCGCAGUCAUUACCACCUGCCUCGCGCUGGGCACUCGGCGUAUGGCCAAGAAAAACGCCAUUGUGCGCUCACUGCCUUCCGUAGAGACACUGGGCUGCACGUCGGUCAUCUGCUCAGACAAGACCGGCACCCUGACCACCAACCAGAUGUCUGUGUGCAGGAUGUUCAUCAUUGACCAGGUGCAGGGAGACAGCUGCUCUCUCAAAGAGUUCACCAUUACUGGUUCCACAUAUGCUCCUGAAGGACAAGUGUUUCAGGAUGGGAAACCGGUGAAAUGCUCCAAGUAUGAUGCUCUGGUGGAGAUGGCUACAAUCUGUGCCCUGUGCAAUGACUCCUCUCUGGACUACAAUGAGGCCAAAGGAGUGUACGAGAAGGUUGGAGAGGCGACAGAAACGGCUCUUACGUGCCUGGUGGAGAAGAUGAACGUGUUUGACAAUGAUCUCAAAACUCUUACCAAGAUCGAACGUGCCAACGCCUGCAACUCUGUUAUUAAGCAGCUGAUGAAGAAAGAAUUCACACUGGAGUUCUCACGAGACAGGAAGUCCAUGUCUGUAUACUGCACCCCCAACAAGGCACGCACCACCCUCGGCAAGAUGUUCGUCAAGGGUGCUCCAGAAGGAGUGAUCGACAGGUGUACACACAUCCGAGUGGGCAGUAACAAAGUCCCUCUGACACCGGGCAUCAAGGAGAAGAUUCUGUCCGUGAUCCGCGAGUAUGGGACAGGACGGGACACGCUGCGCUGCUUGGCCCUGGCCACACGGGACAAUCCCGUCAGCAAAGAGGAGCUUCGGCUGGAGGAUUCAUCUUGCUUUGUGGAGUAUGAGACUGAUCUGACAUUCGUGGGCUGUGUGGGCAUGCUGGACCCUCCCAGGGCUGAAGUGGCUGCCUCCAUUAAACUGUGCCGCUGGGCAGGCAUCCGGGUCAUCAUGAUUACUGGUGACAACAAAGGCACAGCUGUGGCUAUCUGCAGGCGCAUCGGUAUUUUCAACGAGAACGAUGACGUUUCACGCAUGGCCUUCACUGGCCGCGAGUUUGACGACCUGUCCCCUUCGGCUCAGCGUGAAGCUGUGCUCAGUGCCCGUUGCUUUGCCCGUGUCGAGCCUUCGCAUAAAUCCAAGAUUGUGGAGUACCUGCAGUCCUAUGACGAGAUCACGGCCAUGACUGGAGAUGGUGUAAACGAUGCUCCUGCACUGAAGAAGGCAGAGAUAGGCAUUGCAAUGGGCUCGGGCACAGCAGUGGCAAAGACUGCCUCUGAAAUGGUGCUGGCCGAUGAUAACUUUGCUACCAUCGUAGCAGCCGUGGAAGAGGGGCGAGCCAUCUACAACAACAUGAAGCAGUUCAUCCGAUACCUCAUUUCCUCCAACGUGGGAGAGGUGGUCUGCAUUUUCCUGACUGCGGCUUUGGGAUUCCCCGAGGCGCUGAUCCCGGUGCAGUUGCUGUGGGUUAACCUGGUAACAGACGGUCUCCCUGCCACAGCCCUUGGCUUCAACCCUCCUGAUCUGGACAUCAUGAGUAAACCCCCCCGCAAUGCCAAGGAACCCCUCAUCUCUGGCUGGCUCUUCUUCAGAUACCUGGCUAUUGGCUGCUAUGUUGGUGCCGCAACAGUUGGAGCUGCUGCUUGGUGGUUUAUUGCUGCUGAAGAUGGACCAAGAGUCAACUUUUAUCAGCUGAGUCACUUCCUCCAGUGUGCCCCAGAGAACCCAGAGUUUAAAGGCAUUAAUUGUGAGGUGUUCGAGUCACCUUACCCUAUGACCAUGGCGCUGUCUGUGCUGGUCACCAUCGAGAUGUGCAAUGCUCUCAACAGUGUGUCCGAGAACCAGUCUCUGCUGCGCAUGCCCCCAUGGGAGAACGUAUGGCUACUGGGAGCUAUCUGCCUCUCCAUGUCCCUCCACUUCCUCAUCCUCUAUGUGGAGCCUCUACCGAUGAUCUUUCAGAUCACACCGCUGAACAUGACCCAGUGGCUGAUGGUGCUGAAGAUCUCGCUGCCCGUCAUCCUGCUGGACGAGGUGCUGAAAUUCGCAGCCAGGAAUUACCUUGAACCUGGUAAAGAUUUGGACACGCCCACGGGAAAGUCGUGCUCGCUCAGCGCCUGCACCGAGGGCAUCUCCUGGCCGUUUGUGGCUCUCUCACUCCCCCUGGUGCUCUGGAUCUACAGCAUCGACACUAACCUGGCUGAAAUGUUCUGGUCCUGACUCCUCUGAACACAGAAACACAAACCCCACCCCUCCCUCCCCUCACUCAGUGUGUAGAUAGUGUGUGUGUGUGUGUGUGUGUGUGUGUCAAGUGUGCCUGUGCACCAGUGAACGUGCACCAGGAGGACCGUGUUAACAUGAACAUAACAAUAAUAUAAUAAAUGUAACAAAGUUCUUUUUAAAACCAUGUCUAGCGGGUAUGGAGGGGACCACAUAGAGCUGAAGUCUUUAAGUAUUAAUGACCAUUAUUAUUAUUAUUCCCACGUCUGUGGAUGUUCUACUGGUUUGGUCUUAAAACGGUCAUUUUUUUUUAUUUUGCCUUUUUGUUUUUUUUAAUUGUUUUUUUUUACGAAUUUGCAUUUCAAAGUAGAAAUACUAAAUUCACUGUCUUGAUUUUUUUGUGUCCUCCCUUUCAGUGCAUGAAGAAGAGCUCUACGAUGUAUACCAAGUUUGAACACUAUUUUAUACAACUCGUUUGUUUUUUUUUCCGUAUUAAAAGGAAUCCUCUGACGUGAUUUAACGAGGGGUUAAGUUUAGGCAGCCGAUUUGAUUUUUCUUCUUCUUCCUCUCCUGUAUAUUUCCAUGAAGCCAUAAGACACAGAGGCGAGUCAUUUUCAUUCUGGAGUUCAGGAUGCUUUUCUAACAAAAUGGGUUCAGGUAGUUUGUCAAAAAUGCACAAAAAAAAAAGCCAUGUAUAAGAACAGAAUCCAGUUUGAGCGUCCUAUACACAGCUGCCUAAACAUAACCGGGGAUACUGGGAAAGCUGUUUACAUUUGUUUACCGUGUCCAGUGUGAAUGUUUGAGUUGCUCAGAGUAGGGGCAUGAGUAUAGGACAGGCGGGUGGGCGUGAACGCAUCGACUAAAUCAGAUCCUGAAAUGGAAGCUGCAUGUUGUGUAUCCUGCAUGCAUUACGUGUGGGUUUUCAUUUAUUUGUCCGUCUUCCCCUUUGUAUAAUAAUAACCUCCAUUUUGGUGUUUUUCCUUUUUUUUUUUUCCUUCAUUUUAAAUACCUUAAUUAUUAAA